UCAUCUGUAUUUUGUUCUUAAUUUUGUUUGUAUUGUCAUAUAAACAUUUUUAACUUCCAAAUACAAAUUCAUACAUUUGAAGUGUUUGUAUUAGUGUUUUAAAUAGAACAGAAGUUCGUAAAAAUAUUUCUAUCUGGUUAAGUUCUUGAGAAUUCCAAAAUGGGGAAAGGAUUCAACAACUAUAUGUGUAAAAAGUUUUUCCAUCCAGCCUCUCGUGACAACUUAAAGAGAGUAUGGAUGGCUGAACAAAAAACUGAUGCAUACAAGAAAAAACAAGAGGAGUUACGGGUUCAAUAUGAAAAAGAGCAAGAAUUACAUGAAAAUAAGGCCUUACUGAGCAAGGACAGUAAAGACAAACUGAGCUUAAAUUUUAUGUAUGAGCCUCCUCCAGGGGUGAAAAAAGAGCGGGAACGUGAAGACAAUGAACCAGAAUAUAAGUUUGAGUGGCAACGAAAAUAUAAUGCUCCUAGAGAAAGCUACUGCAAAGGCGAUAAUGAAAUUCGAGACCAACCAUUUGGUAUCCUUGUCAGAAAUGUGCGCUGCAUCAAGUGCCAUAAAUGGGGACAUAUUAACACAGAUAAAGAGUGUACUAUGUAUUCAUUGUCUAUGAGUGAAGCAAGAGCAUUGCAAGCUUCGGCAUCAACUCCUCAAGAGGAAGAGGAAAAACCAGAUGUCCCAACAUUAAUGCAGCAAAUGAGAGAUAAUGGAUUGGUCAUGAAACCUGGAGCCUUGCCACUUGCUGCUACCAAAGUAGAGGAAGGUGAAUCUUCCACCCUCACUGAAACCGAUCUCAUAAGUCAACUGACUAAGAAGCAAAAGAAAAAAUUGUUAAAGAAAUUGGAAAAACUUGAAAGAAACAAGGAUGAUAAGAAUAAAGACAAAAAGAAAAAGUCUAAACAUUAAUUCAAGAUGAGAAAUUGAUCAUUACUCCCAUAAAUAUCUUGUUAAUA
Messenger RNA from Pieris brassicae (large cabbage white), 950 nucleotides. Its product is annotated as corepressor interacting with RBPJ 1. Gene Ontology annotation, molecular function: transcription corepressor activity. Lineage: Eukaryota; Metazoa; Arthropoda; Insecta; Lepidoptera; Pieridae. The transcript is spliced from 5 exons. Bases 160 to 903 code for a protein of 247 amino acids. The record is from RefSeq and is a predicted model, not a curated record. Gene Ontology annotation, cellular component: nucleus. Gene Ontology annotation, biological process: negative regulation of DNA-templated transcription.